Molecule: messenger RNA, 2801 nt
Organism: Puntigrus tetrazona (Sumatra barb)
Lineage: Eukaryota; Metazoa; Chordata; Actinopteri; Cypriniformes; Cyprinidae
Gene: spo11
Product: SPO11 initiator of meiotic double stranded breaks
Exons: 14
Coding region: 162-1313 (383 amino acids)
Biological process (GO): reciprocal meiotic recombination; meiotic DNA double-strand break processing; meiotic DNA double-strand break formation
Cellular component (GO): nuclear chromosome
Molecular function (GO): ATP binding; DNA binding; DNA topoisomerase type II (double strand cut, ATP-hydrolyzing) activity
Source: RefSeq, a predicted model, not a curated record
UCUGCUCGCGCCUGAAACGAGCAUCUUUAGUCAUCAUCAUCUUUAAGUAGAUUAUUUUAACUAAAUACUUUUACCAAAGCCUCGUUUCGCGUAUUCGGUUGUGCCACCUUCGAUUACUCUCUCCGUUUCGACUACAGUUGUAACGUCAAUCCCUAAUUCAGAUGGCUGAUUCGUUCACUGAGGUGGAUAAGUUAAGAGACGGCCUGCGCGAGCGCCUCGAAACGGCCGACAAACGCCAGGAGGACAUCAGCAGACAGGAUGUUUUGACGCGCAUUGAGAGAGUCAUUCAGACGAUAGUCACCAGCGUCUCUGAAGGAGAAGCACCUGUGCUGAGAUUGAUUAAUAGAGGAAACUGGGACAAUGUCAGAUUUCUUAAGUCUGUAGGUUUGGUACGGAAAGCAGACGUCCCAGAGACGGCCCUCCGAUGUGACUGCCCUUUAUCAGCCGCCAGAUUUGCCCUGAUUUUGAAGCUCUUGUCUAUUAUUUACAAACUUGUGCAAAGUGACUCCUAUGCUACUAAAAGGGACAUAUACUAUAACGAUCCACAGCUGUUCGGGUCCCAGAGGACCUUGGACUCCGUCCUGGAUGACGUUUCAUGCAUGCUCGAGGUUCCUCGCAGGAGUCUGCAUGUGUUUGCCACAUCCAAAGGCUUAAUGUCAGGUGAUCUGUGUUACUUGGAGGAAGAUGGCACAAAAGUGGACUGCAAUUCCAGCUCCACCGCGGUUCCGGUGUCUUCCAAUGUUAAUGGGAUCAGAAACAUUGUAUCAGCUGCAAAAUUCAUUCUGAUAGUGGAGAAGGAUGCAACUUUCCAGAGACUGCUGGACGAUGACCUUUGCACCAGACUUUCUCCCUGCAUCAUCAUAACUGGCAAAGGGGUGCCUGAUGUUAACAGCAGACUGAUGGUGAAGAAACUGUGGGACACGCUACACGUCCCCGUCUUUGCUCUGGUGGAUGCAGAUCCUCACGGCAUCGAGAUCAUGUGCAUCUACAAGUACGGCUCACGGGCAAUGGCCUUCGAGGCCCACAGUCUGACUGUCCCCAGUGUGCUGUGGUUGGGCCUCCUGCCUUCAGACAUCCAGAGGUACAGAGUCCCAGAGGAAACGCUUAUUCCAUUUUCUCAAGCAGACGAGAGGAAAAUUCACAGCUUGAGGAGCAGAGAGUACAUCGCCUGCCAACCCGCCUGGGAGAGAGAGAUAGAAACCAUGCAGAGGCUGAAGCAGAAAGCUGAGAUACAGUGCCUGGCUUCCAUCGCCCCACAUUUCCUCACUCGAGUCUACCUGCCGAAUAAACUGCGCUACGGAGGCUGGAGAUGAGCGUGUGCUGCCCUCUGCUGAUGUGACCUUAGAUGAGACGGAGACUGAGCUAGGAACUCAGAUGUGCCUCUGCUCUGGGAUGGCACACGUUUGCUUGGGCUGUGAAUAUAAUGCAGCGGAACAAUAACCUACAUAAAUAAACUCAUGCCUUUCGCAUUAAAUGUUUAAUUCGGUUUUUUAAGUAAUAAUAAACCUUCCUAAAUGAUAUUAGUGCAGUUAGUGUUUAUUAUGGAGGCGUUGGCUUCACGCUUAUUUUUUGGUUUAUAAAUGUGUGUUUAUUUUGUUAGUUAAUUAUUUAUUUUUGGAGGUAAAUGCAUGGAUGGUUCUUCAGGUGUUUGACAUAAUGUCGAGACUCUCGUUUAGCGCCAGGGGGCGGUGUGCACUCACUUUUCUUUUAUUCAGAAGACAUUGCACACUUUUGACCCUUCUUAGAUUGUGAGGUUAAGGCAAAUACUAAUGACAGAGUCAUAUUUGUCCAGUAUAAAGCUUCUGAGUUCAGGAAAAAGGUGGAUAUCAAAACUUUUUUUCCAUUAAUGCUUUAUACUCUUUCGUCCUUUUAUUAAUAUUGAAGCAUGUUACUUGAUUCAUUUUAGGACGAUGAGGUCUGGUGUCCUGAUGACAUUAUCUGUCUGUCCUCGGUCGACUGCUGUCCCUGGGAGCUUCCUCACUGUGGUCCUGAGCCAAUGAACUGAUGAAUAGAGAGCGCGACACUUGGCACAAACAAGCUACACAAUCAAGCCUGCGACACUUAAAGCUGAUUCUGACGGCACCCAUUCACUGCAGAGGAUCCACUGGCGAACAAGUGAUGUAAUGCUACAUUUCUCCAAAUCCGAUGAAGAAACAAACUCAUCUUUUGGAUGGCCUGGGGGUGAGUAAAUGUUUUUGCAAAUGUUAAUUUCCAACAAAGCACAUUUGACCUGAAUGUGGCUCAUUAAGAUACAUUUUCUUUUUCAAAAAGGUCUAAAAACAAUAAUUUUGAUAACAUGCUGGAAUGAUUGAGACUGAUGAACGCUGUGCAUGUUAUCAGGGUUGAAGCUAAAUCUUCUGUGAUAAAAAAGCCAAGGUAUUGGAGCUAAACAGUACAGGUUUCACAGAUACUAUCUAAACUCUUCCAAUAAUUAUUAUGCAAAUCUAAUUGCAAAUUUCAGUCUGCAUGCCAGAACACAAGUAACAAAUUAGCCAGGCCUCACGUGAUUAUUUUCAAGUGCUAAACAAUCUCAACAAUACUCUACGACCGAUGGAAAAUAAAAUAAGGAGAUCUUCUGAGUUGGGGGUUAUUGUCGUUGGAUGGAGACAUUUGUCCGCAGACAAAGGGUCUUUCAGGCCCUUUCAGGUUUGAGAGGUGUGAACACCUGCAGCUCACAGUCUUUGAGGCUGGAGAGGGUGUGAGGUGUCCAUCGGUGCUCAACACCAAAGCCUUAAUACUUAGCAAAGACAUGCCAAUAAAGUCACUCCUGCGUCUCGCCCUGCUCAGUUAUUCCCAGCAAA